AUGAGCCACGCGAGCCAGAAGACGUCUCAACCGAACGUCGACAACUGGCACAGCAGCUUGGCAACUGAGAGAAGCACACAGAGCUUCAGAAAGCCAGAACCGAGCUGCGCCGACGAACCUCCGUUCGGCGACGGUCCCUUCCAGCUUUUGUCCCUGCUCAACGUCGUGCUCGCGGCAGCGGCUUACGUACUACACUACGAGAGUUUCAGGAUGACUGCUGGAGUCAUGGACCACUGGUGCCGCCGCCCCGAGGCAUUUGCCAACCUCAGCGUGCAGCAGUGGAAAGAGCUGGCCAUUCCCGUCGACAAACAGGGCGUGUACAGUCGAUGCACCGUGCGCGAACCGCCUUACAGCAGCGCGAACAACCGCGUCGUUCCCUGCACGUCGUGGGAGUUUGAUCUGAGCGAGUACGGGAACAACGCGGUCAGCGAGUGGGUGCUAGUGUGCGACAGAGCGUGGCUCAUCUCGCUUGCCAGGCUCGUCUACGCCGCAGCUUGCAUCUUCCCCACGCCGGUGGUGUCCAGGCUGGCCGACCGCGUCGGGCGCAAGGUGGUCGUUUUCGUCACCAUUCCGGUGGUGCUCAUCUCGGGCGUCGCCAGCAGCCUCCCGAACGACUUCCAGUUUUUCGUCGCCGUGCGCGCCGUUGUGUCGGCGGCGACGAGCUGCACAAUGGUGCCACUCUUUGCUACCAUGUGGGAGGUGUGCCCGCCGCGCAAGACACCCAUCUACUGUAUCGUAUUUAUCCUGGUCACCAUGGUUAUCAGCGACAGCACAGUGUCGACCGCGGAGCAGCUCAAGGCCGGCUGGGCCACGGUUCAGCUAGUCCUCAUGGUGCCGACGUUCCUGCUAGUCGGUUUGUACUUCACCGUGGAGGAGUCUCCCAGCUGGCUCGUGGCGACCGGCCGUGUAGGGGAGGCCGAACGGAUAUCGCAGCGGCUUGCGAAGCUGAACGGCGUGCCCACAAGCCGCUGCCGCGAACUGUUCGCAUUGCAGACACGGACGCACAUGCGGGAUGCAGCCGAGAACCUCAAACAGAGCGACCCCUGCAACGCGCGCCUGAGAAGCCAUUCCAUUCUGGUUUUCUACAUGUGGACGGCGCUGAGCUACGCCCAGGACAGCUAUGUCACCAACGACGGCAUUCCCGUGAGAGUCCUGGUGAAGGUUAUCGUCGCUGUCACGUCCCUGUCUGCGUGCGUCUUGUUUACACGCUGGGUUCAUCAUUACGGCCCCAAGCGUACCGUCGUCGUCAGCGGGCUCGGCUUCAGUGCCUCCUUGGCCGCCCUUACCGCCACGCCCUUGGAAGAAGACACGCUCCUCCUCGACCUGCUGGUUAUCGUCAUGAAAACGACCGGUUACAUCACCUUCUCGAACUUCGGCGUGUUGACCAUGCAGCUGUACCCCGUCACUGCCCAUUGCACUGCCACGGCCAUCGCUCUCAUCUGCAACCGUGUGGGCGACACGUUAGCGCAGAUGAGCACCGUUCUCAUCGGACCCAGGUGGCACUUGGGCAAUGGCCUCGCCUUCGCCGCUGUGACAUCUGCGCUGUUUGUGAUAGCGGGCGAGCACCUUCCCGAUGAGCCCGGAACUGGAGCUUUCGGCAUGCCUGUUCACAAGCGCAGCUCACCCGGCGAAGAUUUAAAGCGGAUAUUUCGAGAAACUCUGAAGCCGCUGGGCAAGAAGCGCGCGAAGCAAGGUGAAAAGAAGAUACGCCGAAAGCAAUCAACGAACUUACUGAGAUACUAA
Molecule: messenger RNA, 1743 nt
Organism: Dermacentor andersoni
Lineage: Eukaryota; Metazoa; Arthropoda; Arachnida; Ixodida; Ixodidae
Source: RefSeq, a predicted model, not a curated record